Messenger RNA from Acaulospora morrowiae, 1362 nucleotides. The record is from the annotation of a GenBank genome assembly. NCBI's taxonomy places the organism in Eukaryota, Fungi, Glomeromycota, Glomeromycetes, Diversisporales, Acaulosporaceae.
AUGUCAAAUUCUUCGAGAACACGUGCGCGGAAGGAGAUCGAUAGAAGAUUAAAGGGUAGUCGUAGUAAGUACGCGAUCAAUCUUUCAUAUCCUAUGCUUCCCAGACGCGCCCCAGGUCACAUUUUUAUCUUGGGAAACAAUGACUUUGGUCAACUUGGGUUGGUUGUUUCGGAAGACGACGAUUCUGAGGACGAUCGAGAAAUAAUAACGCCAACAAUAAAUUCCGUUUUUAAUAAUAUGUCCGUCGUUGACAUAAGUAGUGGAAAUUUACAUUGCGCAGCUUUGACACGUAAUGGACAAGUUGUUACCUGGGGCUGCAAUGAUCAUGGUUCUCUCGGUCGAAAGACUGCCAAUAAUGAAGAAAUGGCAAUGCCUUCUUAUGCACAAGGGAUCGAGGAGGAGAAAAUUACCAAGAUCGUUUGCGGUGGAAGUAUUUCGCUUGCGAUAUCAUCCAGUGGUUAUCUUUACAUGGCGGGAACGUUCAAAGGCCCAUCAGGAGUUUUGGGUUUUAAAAUAAAAGAGGAAACCCCCACACAGCAAACGACUUUUGUCCUUUACGAACCAGCAAAAGAAUUAGUAGUUGUCGAUGUUGCCGCAGGUACUGAUCAUGCGAUGGUUCUUACAAUCGAAGGUUACGUUUACUGCUGGGGAAACGCCGAGGCAGGUCAACUCGGGAGAAAAGUCUCCGAACGUCAUGCCACUUCGGGGCUUUACCCUAAUAAGCUAAAUCUAAUUAAGAUCGAGAAAAUAUUUGCCGGUGCAUUUCAUAAUUUUGCGAUUCGACAAGAUGGAACCGUGUACGCUUGGGGACUAAACAAUUUUGGUCAGUGCGGUUUUGAGUCGAAAGACGUUUUUAUUAUGCGACCCACGAUCGUCGAAUUUUUUAAUGAUAAAAGAGUUAAGACCAUUGCAGCAGGGGAACAUCAUACUUUGGCAUUAUUAGAGGAUGGUAGAGUUUUCGGCUUUGGAAGGGCAGAUUACGGGCAACUAGGUCUGGGAAAGUUGAAAGAACGAAAUGUGACUACUCCCACGUUGAUUAAAGCUCCUUCGAAAAAAAUCGGUAGAAACGAAAACGACAUGGAUAUUGACGACGAUUCCACGGGAAGCCAUGAUAAUUCUUUGCUGUGUCGUCUUAUUGCUACCGGCGAUCACCAUAGUGUCGUUGUUGGAAAGGACGGGUCCUUAUACACCUUUGGUUUUGGUGAUAGCGGCGCCCUUGGAAAUAAAAAUUCUAACGAGGAAGAUGACGAUGAGGAAUUUGAUGAACAUGUGCCGUUUCGAGUUACGAACAAAGAAUUGGGAAAUCGGGAGAUUCAUUCAAUUGCGGCUGGGUCUCAGCAUACAAUCCUGCUUACUAGUUAA